UAACCUAAGUUAUUUAUAAUAGGACCUACGAUCUUUUGUUUUAGUCCACAACUUGCUUUACCGGACUGCAGUCUUGGAUAGAAAAAAUACUUACUAAGCUAGAUAGAGUAAUAGGUCAGUAAAAUGUGUCCAAAAUCUCCGGAGCAAGCGUCAGUGGUAGAAGAAAGAGAAGAGAAAAGUGCAGAGUUUGAGAAGUUGAUAGCUCCACAGGCUGGUCCUAGGAAGUUCAACAUAGUUUACUUCAAUCUGCUAACCUUCGGAUAUUGGCACCUGGCCGGGGCUUAUGGACUGUACUUGUGCUUUACUUCGGCUAAGUUCGCCACUGUACUCUUUGCAAUCCUGACCUACACAGCAGCAGAGAUCGGCAUCACUGCUGGGGCCCACCGUCUCUGGUCGCACAAGGCUUACAAAGCCAAGCUUCCUCUUCAGAUCAUCCUGAUGACAUUCAACACAUUGGCCUUCCAAAACUCCGCCAUAGAGUGGGUGAGAGACCACAGACUGCACCACAAGUACAGCGACACAGAUGCUGAUCCCCACAACGCUACUCGAGGUUUCUUCUACUCUCAUGUCGGCUGGUUGCUUGUGAGGAAGCAUUCGGAGGUUAAAAAGCGGGGGAAGACGAUUGAUAUGAGUGAUAUGUAUAGCAAUCCCGUGCUGGCGUUUCAGAAAAGAUACAUAGUACCAUGGGUAAUACUAGUGACUUUCCUCCUGCCCACUAUCAUACCAGUUUACUUAUGGAACGAAUCACUAUGGACCUCCUGGCACGUCACAAUGCUGCGGUAUGUGGCCAACCUCAACGCCACAUUCCUCGUCAACAGCGCCGCUCAUUUAUGGGGCUACAAACCUUAUGAUAAGAACAUUAUGCCCGCUCAGAAUAUAUCAGUCUCUUUGGCGACGUUUGGCGAAGGGUUCCACAACUACCACCACGUCUUCCCGUGGGACUACAAAGCAGCUGAAUUAGGGAAUAAUAGAUAUAACUUGACUACAAAGUUCAUAGAUUUCUUUGCGUGGAUCGGGUGGGCGUAUGAUUUGAAGUCGGUGUCGGAGGAGCUGGUUGUGAAUAGGAUGAGAAGGACGGGGGAUGGAAGCAACUUGUGGGGGUGGGGUGAUAAGGACAUGACUGAAGACGAUAGGAAUGGAUCCUUGGUGACAUCGAAAUCGGUAGUACAAUAAAUUAUGUGGCUAAA
Messenger RNA from Plutella xylostella (diamondback moth), 1187 nucleotides. Its product is annotated as acyl-CoA Delta(11) desaturase. Gene Ontology annotation, molecular function: stearoyl-CoA 9-desaturase activity; iron ion binding. The record is from RefSeq and is a predicted model, not a curated record. Lineage: Eukaryota; Metazoa; Arthropoda; Insecta; Lepidoptera; Plutellidae. Gene Ontology annotation, cellular component: endoplasmic reticulum membrane. Gene Ontology annotation, biological process: unsaturated fatty acid biosynthetic process.